AUGACCUGCUGGCUGUGCGUCCUGAGCCUGCAGCUCCUGCUCCUGCCCGCGGCGCCGCCCCCGGCGGGGGGCUGCCCGGCCCGCUGCGAGUGCGCCGCGCAGACGCGCACGGUGGCCUGCGCCCGGCGCCGCCUCACCGCCGUGCCCGACGGCAUCCCGGCCGACACGCGCCUGCUGGAGCUCAGCCGCAACCGCCUCCGCUGCCUGAACCCCGGGGACCUGGCCGCGCUGCCGCUGCUGGAGGAGCUGGACCUGAGCGAGAACGUGAUCGCGCACGUGGAGCCCGGCGCCUUCGCCGGCCUGCCGCGCCUCCGCGUGCUGCGCCUGCGCGGCAACCUGCUCAAGCUCCUGCCGCCCGGCGCGUUCGCGCGCCUGGACAACCUCACGCUGCUGGACCUGAGCGAGAACAAGCUGGUCAUCCUCCUGGACUACACGUUCCAGGACCUGCGCAGCCUCCGCCGCCUGGAGGUGGGCGACAACGACCUGGUGUUCAUCUCGCGCCGCGCCUUCGCGGGGCUGCUGGCGCUGGAGGAGCUGACGCUGGAGCGCUGCAACCUCACGGCGCUGUCCGGGGAGGCGCUGGGCUACCUGCGCGGCCUGGGCGCGCUGCGGCUGCGCCACCUGGCCAUCGCGGCGCUGGAGGACCAGAACUUCCGCCGCCUGCCGGGCCUGCUGCACCUGGAGAUCGACCACUGGCCGCUGCUGGAGGAGGUGGCCGCGGGCAGCCUGCGCGGCCUCAACCUCACCUCGCUGUCCGUCACGCACACCAACAUCACGGCCGUGCCGGCCGCGGCGCUGCGCCACCAGGCCCACCUCACCUGCCUCGACCUGUCGCACAACCCCAUCCGCACCGUGCCGCGCGGCUCCUUCCGGGACCUGGUGCGCCUGCGCGAGCUGCACCUGGCGGGCGCCCUGCUGGCCGUGGUGGAGCCGCAGGCCUUCCUGGGGCUGCGCCAGAUCCGGCUGCUCAACCUCUCCGACAACCUGCUGUCCACGCUGGAGGAGAGCACCUUCCACUCGGUCAACACGCUGGAGACGCUGCGCGUGGACGGGAACCCGCUGGCCUGCGACUGCCGCCUGCUGUGGAUCGUGCAGCGCCGAAAGACGCUCAACUUCGACGGGCGGCUGCCGGCCUGCGCCAGCCCCGCCGAGGCGCGCGGCGACGCGCUGCGCCACCUGCCGGACUCGGCGCUCUUCGAGGUCUUCGUGUGCCGCAAGCCCACCAUCCGCGAGCGGCGGCUGCAGCGCGUCACGGCGGCCGCGGGCGACGACGUGCGCUUCCAGUGCCGCGCCGAGGGCGAGCCGGCGCCCUCCGUGGCCUGGGUGACCCCCGGGCACCGCGCCGUCACCCGCGCCAGCACCGGCCGCGCGCGCGUGCUGCCCGGGGGCACGCUGGAGAUCCGCGGCGCGCGGCCGCAGGACAGCGGCACCUACACGUGCGUGGCCAGCAACGCGGGCGGCAACGACACCUACUUCGCCACGCUGGCCGUGCGGCCCGAGCCCGCCGCCAACCGGACCCUGGGCCCGGGCGGCGACGGCCGCAACGAGACGCUGGCGGCGGCCGCGCGCUUCCCGCUGGACCUCACCACCAUCCUGGUGUCCACCGCCAUGGGCUGCAUCACCUUCCUGGGCGUCGUCCUCUUCUGCUUCCUGCUGCUCUUCGUGUGGAGCCGCGGCCGCGGGCAGCACAAGAACAACUUCUCGGUGGAGUACUCCUUCCGCAAGGUGGACGGCCCGGCCCCCGGCGCCGGCCAGGGCAGCUCCCGCAAGUUCAACAUGAAGAUGAUCUGA
Pipistrellus nathusii (Nathusius's pipistrelle) is the source of this 1791-nucleotide messenger RNA. Lineage: Eukaryota; Metazoa; Chordata; Mammalia; Chiroptera; Vespertilionidae. The record is from the annotation of a GenBank genome assembly.